GCUUCACUCCCAGAGCCAGAGCCAGAGCCGCGCUGCGCCCGCCGCCUCCCGCCGCGCUCGCAGGGAGGCAGCGCCCGCGCCGCCCCCGGCGCCCAGGAGCAGCGGCAGGAGCAGGGACAGCAGCGGCAGCACCAGCAGCAGCAGCGGCGGCGGCGGCUCUGCUCUGCCCAGCUGCGCGGCGCGGAGGCUGGAGCUGCGAGCGGCGGCGCGGAGCGGCGGCUGGUGCCCGCGGCCGGGAGCCCCUUGGCCGCGCCCCCGCGGCGCCGCUGCCCGCUCGCCCAUGAGCGCCGCCGCCCUGUACAGCCUGGACUCCCCGGCAUGCUAUAAGAGCUGGUGCCUGGAGCCCGCCAACUUCUACGACGCCAAGGUGGGCAGCGGCGGCGGGCUGAGCGCCGCCUGCAAGCCCGGCGCCGCCGGCCGCGCCGGCUGCAGCAUGAGCGCCGAGGAGGCGGCGGGCGGCAGCGGCACCGACCUGGCGGAGCUCAGCGCCGCCGCGCCCGCCAUGUACGAGGACGAGAGCGCCAUCGACUUCAGCUCCUACAUUGACUCCAUGUCGGCCGUGCCCAACCUGGAGCUGUGCAACGACGAGCUCUUCGCCGACCUCUUCAACAGCAACCACAAGCCCGAGCGGGGCGCGGACUACGGCGAGUACCUGCCGCCGGGCGGCGGCGCCGGCCGCGACCCCGCCAAGGACCUCGGCGCUGCCAUGACCACCCUGCUGGGCGCUGAGCCCCGCACCGCCUCCUCCUCCUCCUCCUCCUCUUCCUCCUCCUCCUCCUCCCGCGGCGCCCUGAAGCAGGAGCCGGACUGGAGCGACAGCGACCUCUCGUCCUCGCUGCUGCCCUCGCAGAUCGCCACCUGCGCGCAGACCAUCAUGAACCUGAGCGGGCAGCCCACGCCGCCCACGUCCCCCGAGCCGCCGGGCAGCAGCUCGCCCUCCAGCUGCAGCACCCGCUCGCCGGCGCCCGCCGCCCCCGCCGCGGCGCCCGGCGGGCCGCCGCCCCCCGGCGGCAAGGAGCGCGGCGCCAAGAAGUGCGUGGACAGGUUUAGCCCCGAGUACCGGCAGCGCCGGGAGCGCAACAACAUCGCCGUGCGCAAGAGCCGCGACAAGGCGAAGCGGCGCAACCAGGAGAUGCAGCAGAAGCUGCUGGAGCUGUCGGCCGAGAACGAGAAGCUGCACAAGAAGAUCGAGCAGCUCACCCGGGACUUAACCAGCCUGCGGCACUUCUUCAAGCAGCUGCCCAGCGCCUCCUUCCUGCAGCCCGCCUCGGGCACCGACUGCCGGUAACCGGGGGGGCGCGGGACGCGAGACACGGACUGCGUGAAACGGUGGAUAAAUACCUCAGAGGGCGGCGCCGGGGCCGCGGGAGGUGCCGCGCCGCGCCGCGCCGCUCCGCGCCAGCCCGCCGGGGCGCCGCUCCCGCCUCCCUCGGCGUUGUAGCGAGAGGCGCGAUGCCCGGGGCUUUCACCACGAAACUUGCAGGAGAAGAAAAAGGAAAAAAGCUAAAUAUCUGUUGUUGUUUUUUCUCCCCUUAAAUUAUUUUUGUAAUGGUAGUUUUUUGUCUCUUUUCUACAUUUUAUUCAUACUGAUGCAGCUAUGGUACAUCUGUUAAAGUGAUUCAAAAACCCAUGUAUUUUAGACAUUAGGAUGAAAAAGACUGAGCAUGCUCGACCUUUUAUAUCAAUUUUUACAGCAUUUCUAAGAAUAAACGAGAAUAUUUUAAA
Molecule: messenger RNA, 1725 nt
Organism: Rhea pennata
Lineage: Eukaryota; Metazoa; Chordata; Aves; Rheiformes; Rheidae
Gene: CEBPD
Product: CCAAT enhancer binding protein delta
Exons: 1
Coding region: 281-1288 (335 amino acids)
Biological process (GO): regulation of cell differentiation; DNA-templated transcription; regulation of transcription by RNA polymerase II
Molecular function (GO): RNA polymerase II cis-regulatory region sequence-specific DNA binding; DNA-binding transcription factor activity, RNA polymerase II-specific
Source: RefSeq, a predicted model, not a curated record